Molecule: messenger RNA, 3791 nt
Organism: Crotalus tigris (Tiger rattlesnake)
Lineage: Eukaryota; Metazoa; Chordata; Lepidosauria; Squamata; Viperidae
Gene: PDE10A
Product: phosphodiesterase 10A
Exons: 23
Coding region: 188-2737 (849 amino acids)
Biological process (GO): negative regulation of receptor guanylyl cyclase signaling pathway; signal transduction
Molecular function (GO): protein binding; 3',5'-cGMP-stimulated cyclic-nucleotide phosphodiesterase activity
Source: RefSeq, a predicted model, not a curated record
AUGAAAGGUGUAAAUUCUAAGAAGAAUUGGUUUGUCAGUUAAAGGCAAGGCAGAUCUCUGUGUCAGUCAUGUAGUGAGAACAUAGUUUCUUUUACUCCAGCAAUUUCUGUCUGUAUUGAGCCAGUUUUUAACCAGAUACUUAAGGCUCUACCAUAUCUUUGAUGUUCAGGGUGUAUAUUAUGAGAACAUGGAUAACAUUUCUAAAGAAACAAACAAAUCACCUAGAAGGAAUACACCCAAAACACAAGAUGCAUUAUCAACCGAGAGUAGAAGCAACUUCAAAUAUAAACUUGCAAAGUCUUUUGGGCUGGCAGAGAGAAGACUGGGUUUGACAGAUGAAAAAGUGAAGGCCUAUCUUUCUCUUCACCCUCAGGUACUGGAUGAAUUUGUGUUAGAGAGCGUCGGUGCUGAAACGGUGGAAAAAUGGCUACAAAGGAAACAAAAUAAAGAGGAAGAGGAUUCAGCUCCUAAGCAUGUCAGCAGGUACCAGAAUUCUGAUAUGGAAGGAAUGGUGUACGACCUGAACAGCCAUUUAGAGAAACGGAUGGAUAUAGCAGGGAACAAUCAACUGCUCUUGUAUGAAUUGAGCACCAUCAUUCAAAUAGCUACAAAGGCUGAUGGGUUUGCACUGUAUUUCCUGGGAGAAUGCAAUAAUAGUCUUUGUAUGUUCACACCACCAAGAGUGAAGGAUGGACAACCGGUACUUGUUCCUGUAGGACCAGUUAAAUACGGCACUACAAUAUCUGCUCAUGUAGCCAAAACUAGGAAAACACUAUUAAUAGAAGAUAUUUUGGGGGAUGAACGGUUUCCCAAAGGAACUGGGCUGGAAUCAGGGACUGGUAUCAAGUCUGUACUUUGUUUGCCAAUUGUUACCGUGCUUGGAGAUCUAAUUGGUAUCCUGGAGCUUUAUCGAAAAUGGGGUAAUGAAACUUUCCAUCUCAGUCAUCAAGAGGUUGCUGUAGCAAACCUUGCCUGGGUCUCAGUAGCAAUGCAUCAAAUAGAGGUAUCCAAGGGUUUGGCCAAACAGACUGAACUGAAUGACUUCCUGCUUGAUGUAUCAAAAACCUACUUUGAUAACAUAGUUGCAAUAGAUUCUCUACUUGAAAAUAUAAUGAUAUAUGCAAAAAAUCUGGUGAAUGCAGAUCGCUGUGCACUCUUCCAGGUAGAUCUGAAGAACAAUGAGUUGUAUUCAGACUUGUUUGAUAUUGGAGAAGUACAUGAAGGGAAGCCGGUCUUCAGGAAGACCAAAGAAAUAAGAUUUUCUAUUGAAAAAGGAAUAGCUGGUCAGGUAGCAAGAACUGGUGAGGUCCUCAACAUACCUGAUGCCUAUGCAGAUCCACGGUUUAACAGGGAGGUAGAUCUCUACACAGGCUAUACAACAAGGAACAUUUUAUGCAUGCCUAUUGUGAGUCGAGGAAGUGUUAUUGGUGUCGUGCAGAUGGUGAACAAGCUAACUGGAAGUGCCUUUUCUAAAACCGACGAGAACAAUUUUAAAAUGUUUGCAGUCUUUUGUGCUUUAGCAUUGCACUGCGCUAAUAUGUAUCACAGAAUUCACCAUUCAGAAUGUAUAUAUCGUGUAACUAUGGAGAAGCUUUCAUAUCACAGUGUUUGUUCAGCAGAAGAAUGGAAAACUUUAAUGGAUUGCAAACUCCCACCACAACUCUGCAGAGAAAUUGAACAAUUCCAUUUUGACAUUGGUCCUUAUGAAGAUUUUUGGCCAGCAAUUUUUGUCUACAUGAUUCAUCAAUGUUGUGGAGAAGGCUGGAUGAACAGAGGUCGAAAAGCUAACAACAGAGAAGAUGGCAGUGCUAUGAUGUCAGCAUUGAGCCUUUAUAUGGAAUCUGAUAUUAUGGAGGAAGGUUUUGAUCUGGAAAAACUAUGUCGUUUCACGAUGUCUGUAAAGAAGAACUACCGUCGAGUGCCCUAUCACAACUGGAAACAUGCCAUCACAGUUGCACAUUGCAUGUAUGUUAUUCUUCAGCACAACCACAAGACUUUCACAGACUUAGAACGAAGGGGUCUUCUCAUUGCUUGCUUAUGCCAUGACCUGGAUCACAGGGGUUAUAGCAACAGCUAUCUUCAGAAAUUUGAUCAUCCAUUAGCAGCACUUUAUUCCACCUCAACCAUGGAACAGCAUCAUUUUUCACAGACAGUAUCUAUACUGCAGCUGGAAGGCCACAAUAUUUUCUCUAAUUUGAACUCCACUGAGUAUGAACAGAUCUUGGAAAUUAUCCGCAAAGCCAUUAUUGCUACAGACCUUGCUCUGUACUUUGGAAACCGAAAACAACUGGAAGAGCUACAACAAACAAGAUCACUGAAUCUUAAAAACCAAGCACAUAGGGAUCGUGUGAUUGGCUUGAUGAUGACAUCUUGUGACUUGUGUUCUGUGACAAAAUUAUGGCAUAUUACCAGGCUGACAGCUAAUGAUAUAUAUGCAGAAUUUUGGGCUGAGGGUGAUGAUAUGAAGAAGUUAGGUAUUCAACCUAUACCUAUGAUGGACAGAGAUAAAAAAGAUGAGGUUCCUCAGGGUCAGAUUGGGUUCUAUAAUGCUGUAGCGUUGCCCUGCUAUGGUACACUUGCACAAAUCCUCCCUCCUACAAUACCACUACUUCGAGCAUGCAGGGAAAAUCUCAAACAAUGGGAAAAGGUAAUACGAGGGGAAGAAGCUUAUGGAUGGAUACCCACGCAGUCCAGUAGUGCUGACUCAGACGCUUUCCCUGUGAAGAUUGUUGACUGAUCCACAUUUAAGGCUUUUUAUUCCACAAUUUUAGCCUUUUAAAAGGAUAAACCCUGCAAAUACAAAAUGGGAAGGCUGAAUGCAAAUUUCUUUUCCUCGGUGAUACAAUGUGAAUACAAGUUUCAACUAUCCAAGCGAAAGUCAGCAUGUAAAUAUAAAAGACUGGCUUUUUAAUAGGCUAUUUUGCUGAGGCCUUAAUUUCAAAAUGAUUUGGACUGGGAAGGCCAACCUAGGCUUGGUUUUAAAUUGUGUAUUUGUGGUAAUGAGGUUUCACUGGUACUUUUACCUACUAUUACACAAUACUGUGACUGGCUUAAAUGCCAGGGUUUACCUGGGGAAGUCCAGACGACAAUAGGACAUUUCCACACUGAUACGGUAAAUGUUUUUGUUUGAUCUUUGAACUCCAGAAGAAAAUAUCUGGGGCAGAAACUAUCACUGAGUUUACAGUACUUGAAUUUAUCUUGCUGCAAAUGGGAGAUUUAACUUCCUGAUACUAAUCUCCAAAAGUUAUUUGAUUAGCGUCAUGAAACAACUACUUUAUUGCACCCAUUAGACAUUGGGAAAAAUAUAUCAGUGUUUCUUUAGUGAUUUUAUAAUUUAGGGAAAAUGUCCAUUUCUACCUGGAAAUAGAAUAUUUACCUCUGGUUGUAAGUAUCACAUUAGGUACCUGAAGACCCAUCUUUUCAACCCUACUAACAGUAAUGGAUUGAAUUUCAAAUGUGGUGGUGGAAAUCUGUCAGGAAAAGCUAGACAUUGUUUAAACAAAUAUUAAAGAUGGAUGCCUCCAAAUUCCAGCUAGUUUACAAAAAUAGGACCUUCCAGACAUAGUCAUAAUCUCCAGAAAUCACAACAAUACUUACAUGUUUUUAGCGUUUGUGUUGCUCAUUAGUGCCUGGUGGGCUUUGUUCUACUUUUCCCUUUGAAUCUCUUUGAAUCUCCCUUUUAAAAAAAUUGUCUAGUCUUGUAACCUGUUGCCUGUGGAAGAAGAAAGCUGAUACGUUAAACCCUUGCCCUUACAUACUGUGAAUAAAGUCUGUAUUGAUUUUGGCCCCAA